Saprolegnia parasitica CBS 223.65 is the source of this 1599-nucleotide messenger RNA. RefSeq lists its product as hypothetical. The transcript has 2 exons. Bases 1 to 1569 code for a protein of 522 amino acids. NCBI's taxonomy places the organism in Eukaryota, Oomycota, Saprolegniomycetes, Saprolegniales, Saprolegniaceae. The record is from RefSeq and is a predicted model, not a curated record.
AUGCAACGUCCGUCCAAGUGGCCCAGCGUCGGUCCCCGCGUGCUUCUGCCCGCCUGCAUUCUCCUUGUACUCGUCGUCAACGUGGUCGUCUUCGUACAAUGGACGACAUCGACGUCGACGCCGGUCCACCCGCGCUUCAAGCGCCGCUACGGCGAAGCCGACGGCCCGGCACUGCCAUCACUCCCUGGCAACGCAACGUGCUGGUUUGACGACCCUAAGGUCAAGCGCGUGCCCACGCCCGACCUCGAACACCUCAGUUUGCUGCAGACUGCGUGCGUGGCCGAGGCCGACGACAUCAUCACGUGGCGCUAUGGCGCCAACGCCACGACCGCGCAACCGACGCGGCUGCGGCGCGACGACCCGGGCGUGCUCGACGAGCUCCGGCGGUGCCCGGACAUUGAUAUUUUUCUACCCAGCGGGCUGCGCGGCUCGGGCUACUGCGAAGACGGCGUCGCGUACACCAAGUAUGGCGCAUCGCGCUUGCUGCCGCUGUGGGCACUCGAAGACGAGUAUUUCGAUGUGCAGCGCAACGCCAAAGUGACGUACUUUGACUUGUGUCCAGGGACACCUGUGAUUUUUUUCAACCACUACUGGCCGCCAUGGACCUGGCCGCGCACCAAGCCGAUCUACCUCAUGCCGAACAUCGAGAUGGGCGAGCUGCAGUCGGCGCAGUACUGGCGCGCCUCGGUCGUCAUCUGCAAGACGCGCGACUGCUACCACCGCGUCUCGACGUGGUACGAACAGCACGGGAGCCCGACCGGCGCCGCCGUCGUGUACAGUCGCCACACGUCGACGGAUAUUGCCGGUCACAUUACGCGCCUCCUUGGCGCCGACGUGCGGCCCAAGGACUUUGAAAAUGUCCGGUUCACGCACUCGGCCGGUGGCAGCGUGAGCAAGGGCACAGACCAGGUUCUCGGGUGCUGGUUGUCGCGGCCCGAUUUGCCGCCGCUUGACCUCUCGAUGAGCGAACACCUCUACAACAUGGGCUACAGCAAGUACGAAGCCGCGAUCGCUGCCAGCGGCAACAUCCAUUUUGACCGCAUCAAGCUCGACGAGGUCGCCUUUGGCAAGCGGUUUGCCGAAGCGUCGUUCUUUCUCUGUGCAAGCCGCAAGGAAGGGUAUGGCCACUACAUCAACCAAGCCCGCGCCGCCGGAGGCGUCAUCAUCACAACGAACGGCCCGCCGAUGAACGAGCUCGUGCAGGCGCCGAUCAACGGCGUGUACGUCAAGACCGCGAGCUCUUACCAUCCGGACCAGAUGAUGGGUGGCAAUUUUAACGGUGAUUUCGGGCUGCGCGGCUUUGGCGGUCUCGAGGCCGACUACUCGGCCGGCGACCUCUGCGCCGCGGUCGACCACGUUCUGGAGCUCUCGACGUUUGAGCGACAGCGCAUGGGGACGGCCGCCCAGCAGGCAUACCACGACGACACCAAGUACUUUGCCGCCGCCAUGCGCAACCUCCGCGCGAUCGCACGUGCCCAGUUGGCCUCGAACUUGACGGCCGCCGACGUCGUGGCGAGUGGCAAUUGGCAGCAGACAGCAUUGCAGGACUUUUCGUGUCGUACUGUCUAAUCCAAUUUUAGUCUACUUUAUCUCGAUGGG